Messenger RNA from Theobroma cacao (cacao), 1516 nucleotides. NCBI's taxonomy places the organism in Eukaryota, Viridiplantae, Streptophyta, Magnoliopsida, Malvales, Malvaceae. The record is from RefSeq and is a predicted model, not a curated record.
UGGAGAAACUGGAUUCGGAGAUUGGAGGGCUAUAGAAGCAAGUUGGUCUAAAGGCAAAGCAGGGUUGCCAUCCCCUUUUCAAGGCUUGUUGGAUGUAAAUGCUGUCAAUCGAAGCAAUCUCUCUGCCCUUGAUAUGCUGUUGUUGUUCCCAAGUGAAGCUGGCGAUAGAGAAAUCAUGGACAUCCUUAGCGGUGCUGGAGCUUUAAGGGCAAGGGAUGUAAACCUCUCUCCGAUGGCCUCCUUGGACUCUCGAACCCUCUCAGAGACUAAUCACUUACAACCAAAAGAGUUGGAGUACUUCAAGUUUAAGAAGGGCCGAGAUUCACCAAGUGAAGCUCGCGGCACGCUCUUAAUUAUAGCUGCUUUGGUGGCAUCUGCAACCUUCCAAGUUGCAUUCAAUCCUCCAGGUGGGGCGUGGCAAGAUAAUUAUUUCCCAAACCAAAAUGAUAGUCAUAGCGCCACCAUCAGCAAGAAACAUCUUGCAGGUUGGUCUAUUUUGGGCACCUCUAGUGGAGUUUCAUUUUCUUUAUUUGCGGUUGUCAACUCAAUAGGGUUGUCGGUCUCUCUUUACAUGAUCAAAGUCCUCACCAGCAAAUUCCCUUUGGAGUUCGAGCUUGGAUUGUGUAUGUUGGCCAUGUUUUUCUCAUACAACACUGCAAUGAUAAUUACUUCUCCAGAGGACGUGAGGGUGGUGGUCAUUAUUAGUACAGUAAUCUUAACUUCAAUUACACCACUUUUGAGCAAGUGGACACAAAGAUUGAUAGGGUGGAUCAUAUAAUUUACAGUGGAGAAAAUCCAUAGGAUCAUUUGAACUUUGAAGUACGGAUUGCCAGUAAUUUCAUGAAGGCUGUAAAGUCUUGGAUACUUUCCUUUGCUUCUCACUAGCCAAAGAACAGUGAUCAGAAAAAGUGCAAGUAGAAGUUGUACUAUUGCCACAUAGCUUUAUCUGAUUGAUCCUAUAAGCCUUGUAAAAAAAUUUAAUUUCUCCUGAAUCUUGCAAGGAAAAGCUAUUAUUAUUAUUAUUAUUAUUAUCAAAUAUAUUGGCAGGUCUAGACUCUAGAAACUGUUUUACAAAAAGAAAAAAUACAUAGAAAAGCAAAGGUAGUGCCAUGGAGUGGCAGGUUGUCCAUAUACCAAGGUCGGCUAAUGAUCGGACAGACCAGUUAGCUAAAGCGGGGGUCAAUAGAGGGGACAAUCUGCUGCAGUUCUAUGGCUAAGGUUAUGUGUGCUGUCAUGCCAGAGGGGUCUGUGGCUAGGUGCUGUGCUACAAUGGAAUGCUGAGGAAAGGUAUGGUAUGAGAGACGUUGCAAGAAUUUCACAGGGUACCAGUUGCUCGACCUUGUUUUAAAUUUCUUACCCUCUUCUUCUUGUAUAUCCAGUUCCUAUGUAGUAGUCAUGGCGGUGUUCUUUUUUGUGUAAUAGAUUAUUGUGUGGGGAAGUUGCGUGCCUGUGUUUCUGAGUUGUAUCACCAUUACUGGACAUCAACGCAGCAGGUUCUCUGCCUGAUUUAUGUGUU